Messenger RNA from Macrobrachium nipponense, 876 nucleotides. RefSeq lists its product as uncharacterized. The transcript has a single exon. NCBI's taxonomy places the organism in Eukaryota, Metazoa, Arthropoda, Malacostraca, Decapoda, Palaemonidae. The record is from RefSeq and is a predicted model, not a curated record. The coding region runs from base 1 to 876 and encodes 291 amino acids.
AUGUCAAAACCGAAGAAACACGAGAAACACCUGGAGAUCGAGAUGCUCCUCGACUCGAUUCAGCAGUUGGAAGCCAAGAAGAUCCUGACAACGACGGACGCGCUUCAACCUCUUCUGCUAGCAGAGGCCAUUACGGACAGGGGGUCAUACUUGAGUGGUAUUUACACCAAAGAGAUGAAGGAAGCAGCCGCAGAUCUGGAGAAGAGGGAAGACAUCACUGUAAGGCGUGCAGACAAGACAGCCACAUUCGUGUUCAUCAGCACCUCGGAAUACUUCGAGAAACUCGACGCCAUCUUGUCUGAUGUCUCCAAGUUCGAGAGACUCACGAAGAACCUGAUGGAAGACAUCAAACGCGACGCCAACCGGGUCAUCACAGCCGUGAAUACCGCUACGAAUACCACGCACCUCCCGCCCAUCCAAGGUGACUACAGCCUCGGCUACCUAUACGGGAACGUGAAGACCCACAAGGAAGGCAACUCCGUACACCCGAUCAUCAGCCAAACACCCGCCCCGACUUACUUUCUGGCUAAACGCCUUAAUAAAAUUCUGACUCCAUAUAUCCCCUCCAGGUACUGCCUCACCUCAUCGGUGGACUUUUUGGAGAAGAUCCUCGACUCCUCCGGUGGGGGAACCAUGGCGUCCUUAGAUGUUGAGUCCCUAUUCACCAACGUCCCAGUUGACGAGACGAUAGGGAUCAUCAUGGAGAGGGUAUAUAGGAAUCCCGAUAUGAGACCUCCUAACAUCCCAGAAGACUCUAUAAGAACCCUGCUAGAUAUCUGUACGAAGAGAGCCCCUUUCACCACCCACCGAGGACAGAUGUACUGCAAAAAGGACUUGCGUAGCGAUGGGGUCCCCCUUAGGAGUCCUCUUCGCUAA